GGAGAGCAGCGAGCGCCACCUACGCCCAAGUGUUCAUAAUGGCGGCCGUUCCAACAGGAGCACACGGAGUACAUUUUGCUGACCCUGAAGAAGCUAAUUGCGCCCUUUCGCUAUAGAGAUGUAGCAUAGAAUUCACUGUGAUGGACAGGCUGCAUUGAGACAAUGGUGUCAUGCCAGACUGAGUCAUGACAUCCAAGGUAUUUGAGUUCCUCAAUGACUCCGGGGGCAACAACUUUACAGAGACAGCACCUCGGCCGCCUGUACCUGGGGAAGAAAAUGAGCUGCAAUCUAAUGGGGGUAUGUCCACCCGCAGCAGUGGCUCUCACAAGAGUCAGGUGUCAAACAAGUCACAUGCCUCAUCCAAGAGUGCUGCAUCCACCAAAGGGGAGAUAAGCCAUUCACCUGCGGCCACGCCUCGUAAAUCCAACUUGGACAGAGGAGAAGCCACUGGCUUCCCUCUCUGUCAUGGUUUCGAGACCGAAGAUGUUGAGGCACCCCUUGGGUUUGAACCUGAGGGGAGUGCUGCAAAUUCUCCACCAUACUCCGAGAAUAGCACCCCACCUCACUUAAAAUGGGCUGAGAAUUUGAACCACCUUCUUACAGACAGUGAUGGCGUGUCACUGUUUAAAGAGUAUUUAGAAUGUGAACAGGGUGGAGCUGAUGAACUUCAGUUCUGGUUUGCAUGCCAAGGCUUGAAGCAACAGGCUGAUACAGGAGAUGUUGCAAACAUUGUGAAUGCGAUAUACAAAAAAUAUGUUCGGGUUGACAAAGUAAAAUCUAUUUCCAAGGAAACAAGGAAGGAGAUUAUGGAAAAGAUUCAGCAAAAGGUGAAAGUGGACCAGUGCAUAUUUGAUGCUGCUCAAGCAGAAGUUGAAAACCACUUCAGGAAUGUAUCCUAUCCGGCCUUUUUGAAUUCUGAUAUAUAUGUGCAAUAUGUUCAGUCUUAUGCAGACAGUCCCAAGUCCAGUCACUCAAGUGGGUCAAACUCUGCACGACCUGUUUCCCAGUCUGUGUUAUUGCCAGUGCUUCAUGAGGAUAAAGAAUUGGCAACAGACGAACUUUCAUCCACUAUGGGAGUACCUCUCAUUAACAAGAUAUCUGGUGGGAGACGAUCUGAGUUGACCAGCCUGCGACACAAUGAAACAGUUGCAGGGUUUUAUUAUUUUACAAGACCACACUGCUCAUCAUACCCAGCCCAUGUUUCGUAUGCCCCAGUAUCAGCCCAGGAUAGUGAACAGCAGAGCUUAUCUAGUGAUGCGCUUACAGAUGAUACUGUGUCACUGACUGACACAAGCAGCAUAGAUGGCAACAUGCCAUAUGGUCGCAAGCAACAACGUAGGAAGGCAAUGAAGAGCAGCUUCGCUAUUCCCAACAGAGAGUACAGAACAGAUCUCCACACACAAAUCAUUCCUCGCACACAACGGGUUCCAAAUAAUCCAAACAUCGCAGAAACAGAUCCAGAGCGGUUUGCUCAGCUGCUGAGAGAGAAGCUGGAGAAGGAGAUUAAGGACCGAGAGAGUGUGGUGAAAAUGGAGGAAAAGUUGAAAGCUUUGAAUCAGGAGGAAAAUGUCAACAUAUCAUUUGCCAAGAACACCACAGCAACCUCUUUCAUUUUGUCACUUCCCUCAGAGGAGGAGACAGCAGAGAGCAUCCUCGAUCAGCAUUGCUCCCGCAUAUGGGCCAGCUCUCACCACACACCUAGCCGCACUCCUGGUCGCAUGUCUCCACACAGCAAGUCUCCUGAUCGCACAUUCGCUCGCCCCAAGGCAAAAGUUAUGCAGCAGACAGUGAAUACUGCAGCAUCUGCUGCUGCUGUUGCUGUGUUGUCUGUGAAUACUAGUUUUCAGCGCAGUUAUCAUCGUAGUAACAGAAGGGAGCCCACAGGCCUUUCUAAAUCAUUUGACAGUGGUGUGGGUGAUGACAAGAACCCUGUAGUUCGAGGAGAAAUGCAUCGUCAUAUUCAUCACCAUCACCACCACCACCACUCUCGUGACAUCAGUGGAAAACAGCGUAUGGAGCUGGAAACACAGCAAAUAAACAUGGCCUAUUGGCGUGAAGGUUCCACAUGUGUUGACCACAGUCGUGGUAGAACUACUAAUGUGAAAAAGAAUGUUGUGCGUAAAGGUUCAGAUGCUAGUAGUAACAUCGACAGUGGAAUCAACAUGGGCUUUGACAGGGAUUCUUCCCGGGUGGUGCCAAAUUGGAAUAAUCCUUCAAGUGAAAAGGUAAUGAAGUGGAUGCUGCAGAGUGAGACAAUCAUAAGUGAUACAGGGACAGGAUCGGCAGACACAGACCGAAGUUCAUCUCAUAAACGCUCUCAUCGGUACAGCUCUGGGAUUGCUACCUCACAGCCAUAUAAACAGAGCUCCAAAACCAAAACGGGUACACACACAUCUAGUCGCUCAACAUCUGUAGAGCGCAGUGGGAUGCAUGCAUGGGGAGUGGCAGGUGUGGGAGCUCCAGUGCUACCUGGCCAGCCGUUUGUGCAAGAUUCUAACAUGCCUCCACUUACGCCUCCAAACCCAACCACCCAGCUUGAGGAGGCAAAACGUCGCCUGAAGUCUCGAGCUUCUGUACCAGUGAAGUCCAAGUCUUUCGCUGGCGUGCCUGUAAAGGAUAAGAGUCGUUGUGCUAUGCCAAUUUUAUCUACCUACAUACCAUCUGCUCGCACUGUGCCCAGUGACCUAGACGCCUCUACCACCAUGCCUGAGUAUUCUCAGCGACCACAGAAGCCCCCUGGCAAUAGUGUGCAGGGUGACACCACAGUUGUUGGCAUGUAUUAUGAGCAAGAGCCUAUCCCUUAUCGUUUUACACUACCAGGACGCACUAUUACACUUGCCCAAGUUCGUGCCCUCAACACCAAGAAAGGCAGUUACAAGUAUUUCUUCAAGCGAGACAGUAACGAGUUUGGAGACGGUGCAGUUUUCGAAGAAAUUGAUGACGACAGUAAAGUACUGCCCAUGUGGGAUGGCAAAAUAGUGGCUAAGCUCUCGAAGGUAGACUGAAGACAGAUCCAUUCAUCUAGCAUUUGGCUUCCUUUUGCUUUUUCAAGUAAAAGUGUAGCAGUUGAGAACACCUGAUGCGCUGAUUGAAUGUGAAUACAUACUGACUUUUUCAUGAAACUGCAAAUGUCAUGUUCACCAAAAAGCAGAGGCAGUUGUCACAAGCACUACUGGUGUUCAAGAAGUGAUCAUUAGCAUUUGAGGAGGAAAAGAAAAAGGGGCUGGACAGGACAGAAAAGGGUGAUUUCAGGUCCAUGAUGUUAAGAAAUGAUCUUUUUCCUUAGUACUGCCACCAGUGAAAUCCAUGGACAAAGUAAUUUUUUUCUUUAGCACUAGAAGAGCAAGAUCUUGCCACGAUGCAGAAGCAGUUAAUCCAGACUAAUGACAUCUUUGGUCUGAGUCUGUUGCUAAAGCAGCAUGGAUACUGCAGAUGCGUCAUCAGCUGAGAAGUCAUUGAGAGAUAAUUAGAAGGCUUUAUGUCUAGCUUUUGCAAGAAAAAUUAGACGUCUGUGUGAGAAUCAAAGAAAUUGAGCAGGGCUCCCAUUCCUUACUCUUUAGUUUUGGGAAAAUGGAAAGUACCCAUACAGUAGAAAAGGAGAGACCAUAACUGCAUACUUUAAUGCUGCUGCUUUAACGAGAAAUCUUAAAAUGCACUGCCUUUCAGAGCAUCAUAUGAACUGUUCCAUAGUGUAUGUGUGUGUCGAGAUUGUGUGUGUGCACGUGUGCGUGCAUGCAUGUCUGGGAAAUAGUGAUUUUCAAAGGAGGUUAAUGUUUUAAAAAAUCUCAUAGGGCAAAUCAACUGUGUUGAAGAAAACUGCCUUUGUUUACUGCAUUUGGAUUAUUUGAUGCUAUGUGGCUUUGCUUGAGCAAACUGACCACUGAAUUCGGCAGAUCCUGCACAGGUGGUGUGAACAAGUUGUAUUGUUAUUUUUUAACACUGUGACAGGAUUAUUUGCAACAUUAUUGAAAGAAACUGUGUGCAUAUGUGAGUUCUUGAUUUGGAUAUGCAUAGAAUACUUCAGAAACUAAGAAUGCCAGACAAGUAGAUUUGGUAAUAAGGUGGGGUUGGAAUGUCAUAAAGUUCAUGAACUUAUGUUUGUGCUGCUACUUUCUGGGAUUUGAUAAUCUUUUUGUACACAUUUUGAAGUAUUGUUAAAGCAAAUAAAAUGGAAAAACUGUUUUUGAAGAGAAAAUAAAAACGGAGCUAAUUUAUAAAUAGAAAUGGAACUGAUAAAGGUAAACAGGUUUAUCAGAGGUGUCCCUGUCCAUAAGUGUCUAUUUUGGGAAGAGGGGAAGCGAAUUGUUUGGCUAUAGUAUUUUGCAUGUGAAAAGUUAUAUUUAUGUUAACGCAUUUUUUUGUUCAGUUUUUUUUUCUUUUGCUAUAUGCAUUUCUUAGUUACUAAGGGUUUUUCUUGAUCAGUGGUCUGCCCCAUUGUAUCUAGCUAAGAGUGUUGUAUUGACUUGUACAUAGUGAUGUAAUAUUGGAAUGCUAUAAUAUUGACUCAGGGCUAAUCUUACAGUGUGACUGUGGGACAUUUUAUUUGUUAUCGAUACAAAUUAUGGCUGAUGGUAACAAGAGGCAAAUCUGCAAGAAGAGUUUUGAUCCUGAUGCUGGGAUCAUGUGGAAGUGUGUGCUGCAGUAGACUUGCUCCCCCUCCCACCUGCUCCCCCUUUCCUAUGGAAUUUAGCACAGACUUGAAUGUUUCAUCUACCUCUUCCUGUGCCGGUGAUUGUGUGAUGAUAGCUUGAUAGGCUGACAAGACUGUUGUAAAAGCGAAUGUCCAUUGGCUACAGAUUUUUUUUUUAAAAGCUCUGGUCUUCGGCUCAUGUUACUUUGUUUGUGCAGAUAUUUAGAAAGAUAUUAUUGAAAACCAGCAGCUCAGGAGGUAGAUGAACUGUAGCUAGUCUGUUUACAUAAAGCAGAUAAGUCUAUCGUCCUGUUUCCUUGGACUUUUUGCCCUCUCGUAUCUUUUGGCAUAGGCAGGGUAGAAGCAGGAUCAUAAAAUAUCACAGAGUAAGAGAUAAAUUAUGUAGUUCAAUUUUAAACAUAAGAAUGCAACAUAUAUGGCUGAGUGUAACAAAUAUUGUAUUUGUCAUGUUUGCAUUUUUUGAGAGAUUAUGAACAAAAAAGUUGAACUAGUUACGUGUGUAUCAGUGCAAAUGUCAUUGAGCAGCCUGGAGAUUGUUUAUAUUUUGGCUAUAUUUACAUACUUAUCUGUUUUAGACACACAGAUAUCCGCAAGAUUUUCAUUGCUUUGUGUGUUCUGGGAGGGUAGGUGGUGAGGUUUUGUGUGUGUGUGGGGUGAGGAUGUUUGACUAUGUGAAGGAUAUGGUUGUGACAAGUGUGGCAAAAAGCAUCAUGAAGAGUGAUUGCUCCAGCUUUCUGGACUAGCCAGCCAUGUUUCUAGAUGUGUUGUCUACUUGAUGAACAAUACAAAUCGAUGAAAUUAAAAGGCACUAGUCAGUC
Pomacea canaliculata is the source of this 5469-nucleotide messenger RNA. Its product is annotated as axin-1-like. The record is from RefSeq and is a predicted model, not a curated record. NCBI's taxonomy places the organism in Eukaryota, Metazoa, Mollusca, Gastropoda, Architaenioglossa, Ampullariidae. Gene Ontology annotation, biological process: negative regulation of canonical Wnt signaling pathway.